Molecule: messenger RNA, 1581 nt
Organism: Westerdykella ornata
Lineage: Eukaryota; Fungi; Ascomycota; Dothideomycetes; Pleosporales; Sporormiaceae
Exons: 1
Source: RefSeq, a predicted model, not a curated record
CAGACGAGCUAUUACUUCCCUAAACAUGUCGAUAAACCUAACUGGAGGCCCAUUGUCUUCAAGCCACCCUACCUCAUCUUUCUCACACUAGUGUCUCUCGGCCUCGCUGGCAUCCAAGAGUCUCUUUUCCGCCGCUCUAAUGCCAAAGGGGGCUUGAUGCAGUUUCUCGGACUCAACGACAUCUCGGUCCCAGAAUAUUUCCUCUGGCGUUAUUUUCCAACAAUCGUCACCGUCACGUACGGUGUGGCCUACCAGCUAGUGGACGUCGAAGCAAAGCGCUUAGAGCCAUACUACCGUCUUGCGGAGCGUUCAGGAUCCACCUUCGCCCAGUCCCUCAACGUCGACAGCACGAACUUCUGGACUUGGUUCCGACCUCCCUUUCCUGGAAGUGCGCGGACUCGUUUAUCAACAGCGAUAUCCCUGGUAGCUGUUAUAGCGGUGCCAGUGAUACAGAAUGCCACGCUAGAAGUACGAGCCGCGAAUGACGGAUUCGCGCUUUUCGUGCAUCCAAUCUGGUCAAGAGUGCUAUCUGGGUCCCUCAUUUUCGCCGCGGUUGCGGGAUUACUGCUACUUUGGCCUCUGCAUCAAUCCUCGGGUCUAUCGUCCGACCCCUGCGGUAUCAGCGGCCUCCUAGCCAUGACGACCAGGGGGCACAUUCUGUCCGACUUCAUAGGAUUGAGCCCCUUGUCAUCAGAUGAAGAAAUUAACAAGUCGAAGCUGAAUUACCGGAAAUACUUCUUGUACAACAGUUCGCUGUCGCCCAUCGAGCAGCUACACUGGUCGCCGAAGCUGCGAGUACCGAGUGACAGGAAGGAGCAUUCCUUCACGCUGCCACUGGUUCAAAGUGUUCCCGCAUUCAUAUUUAUACUGUCACUUCUCGCCCUGGUUCCCGUCUUGAUCUUCACACGGGCAAACAUUAUCCUCAGCAGGGCACCGUUCCUGAUGACAGCCAUUGGCGUCGCGGUAAAGUUACUCUGGACACUCUUUGAUACGAACAUUCGCCUCACGGAACCGUACUACCAAUUGGUUCGGCGGCACGCCAAACCCUCUGUCCUGAGCGUCGACUACACAGGCACCAUGCCUUUCUACCUCCCCAUCAAGGCACUCCGGAAUCACGACGGCACGCUCGCCCUCGUUGCCACAAUUUCCAUCCUACUAGAAGUGCUGACAGUAUGCCUCUCGUCGUUUGGCUCCGCCGGCGCGAAUUUCAUGCACCGAAAGGGCACUUCCACAGCCACCGAUCUCCUCGAAGGCGACGCGCAGACCUUCCGCUCCUUCUGGAUAUCUCUCGUGCUCUCCAUCUCCAUCAUCAUUUCGCUCCUGGUAACCGCGGUAUAUGUCUAUGUGCAGCGCAGCGACGUGUCACUCCCUCGCAAGCCAGGAACCCUAGCCUUCGUGCUUCUCGCGACGCACCAGGCCAAGAUGAUAGUAAAUUGGGUCGGUUGCGAAAAGCUUUCUUACGAGCAGCGGCGCAACCUCCUUGUGUCGUGGGACAAGACGUAUGGCUUUGGGUGGUACCAGGGUCGUGAUGGGGCGCUGCAUCUGGGGAUCGAUGAGGAGCCUUUGGUCACUGAUUAUCGG